AUGACCGACUUCGCCGCCAUGAAGCGCACUAUCGCCAUCAUAGGUUUGGUCGCCGUCGUCUCCUCGCAGUCAAUACCCGGCAUCCCAGACUGCGCCGCGCAUUGCAUCGACCACUCGCGGGCCGACUGGACGAACUGCGCUUUUGGCGGCUACCUCUGCAUAUCUUUCUCCCAACAGCUCUUCACGUGCUUUAGGUGGCGCUCGAACCCGCACCCCUACGGACGCUCCAUCACUGGGAACUAG
This is a messenger RNA of Anthostomella pinea, 243 nucleotides long. Lineage: Eukaryota; Fungi; Ascomycota; Sordariomycetes; Xylariales; Xylariaceae. The record is from the annotation of a GenBank genome assembly.